Molecule: messenger RNA, 1336 nt
Organism: Pangasianodon hypophthalmus (striped catfish)
Lineage: Eukaryota; Metazoa; Chordata; Actinopteri; Siluriformes; Pangasiidae
Gene: srd5a2a
Product: steroid-5-alpha-reductase, alpha polypeptide 2a
Exons: 5
Coding region: 53-811 (252 amino acids)
Biological process (GO): steroid biosynthetic process
Cellular component (GO): membrane
Molecular function (GO): 3-oxo-5-alpha-steroid 4-dehydrogenase activity
Source: RefSeq, a predicted model, not a curated record
CAGAACAGAAGGUAGGAAGGAAAGAGGAGUAGCAGGCAGGAUAUGUAACAGCAUGCAGUGCAUGGAGAGGAGUGUGUGUUUUCUGAGCUGGGCUCUGAUCAUUGGAGGGGUUCUGUAUCUGCUCCGCCAGGUGAAGGAGCACACGCAGUACGGGCGCUAUGUGGAGACCAGCGCUCCCGGGGUGAUGGUGCCAGCCAAGGUGGCCUGGUUCAUCCAGGAACUGCCCUCUGUCUUAGUGCCUGUGCUUCUGCUCCUGGGCACGGAAACUUCCCACAGCCUGGGACGCACUGUCCUCAUCUGGACCUUCUGCCUGCACUACUUCCACAGGACAUUCAUCUACUCGUUGCUGAAUAAAGGACGGCCGUGUCCUCUGUUCAUCAUGGUGUCGGCUGUGGUGUUCUGCUCUUUGAAUGGGUUCCUGCAAGGACACUACAUGCUCCACUGCGCUCAGUUUGACGCUGCUUGGCACAUGGAUGUACGCUUCAUAGCGGGUCUGUUAGUGUUCUUCUUAGGAAUGGCCAUCAAUAUCCACAGCGAUCACAUCCUGAGGAACCUCAGAAAGCCGGGCGAGAUCACCUACAAAAUCCCCAAGGGAGGAAUGUUCGAGUGGGUGUCUGGUGCUAACUUUUUCGGGGAGAUAAUAGAGUGGUGUGGUUACGCUGCUGCCACAUGGUCUCUGCCCACGUUCUCCUUCGCUUUCUUCACCAUGUGCUCCAUCGGACCCCGAGCUUAUCACCACCACAGGUACUACCUCGAGAAAUUCGACAAUUACCCAAAAUCGAGGAAGGCCGUGAUCCCGUUCCUCCUCUAACAGCAGCAGCGGGAGGCUGCGAGGUGGAAAAUCAGCCAACACUAAAGUUCCAGUGAUGAUGAUGAUCAGAAACAUCAGGACAGAGUGAAGAUGAAGAUGAAGAUGUGCUGCUCAGUAUCAGUGCUGUGUGUUAAUAUUUACACUGCAGCUACACUGAUACAGUGUGUUCAGCGUGCUCACUGAACCCAUACAGCCGCUGAUCAGUACUCACAUCUGAAUUUUUAAUACUUUAUUCUAUAUUUUUUUACAGAGCAGAUUUUAGACGAUCAGCUGCUCCUAAUCUGAUAUUAAUUCUGCAGAAUUCUGAAUUUAAUUCCUUUUUUCCUUUUCCUAGCCCUAUCUUCUAUAACUUCCUCUUUUUAUUUUCUCACUUUUUCUUGUUCUCGUGUUGUUUCUUAAUGAUUUAUAUUUUAUUAAUAUCUCUGCUCAUAUGAUCUUAAUGUCCUUGUGAAGCACUUUGAGCUGCAUAUGUUAUGUAUGAAAAAUACUAAACACAAUAAAGCCUUAUUAUUAUUUUUAUUUCUA